This is a messenger RNA of Patiria miniata (bat star), 1842 nucleotides long. Its product is annotated as histone acetyltransferase KAT8-like. Gene Ontology annotation, molecular function: histone acetyltransferase activity. NCBI's taxonomy places the organism in Eukaryota, Metazoa, Echinodermata, Asteroidea, Valvatida, Asterinidae. Bases 16 to 1383 code for a protein of 455 amino acids. The transcript is spliced from 10 exons. Gene Ontology annotation, biological process: regulation of DNA-templated transcription. The record is from RefSeq and is a predicted model, not a curated record.
CUGCAACACAACAACAUGGCCGAAACCCAAACUCAACACGCGAACGCGGCUACGAAAAACACGACAGAAACUCAACCAGUAAACAGAAUACACAUGGCAGAAGGCAAAGAAAACGUCAACCAUAAUGGCGGCAGUAAAAUCGUUGAAAUGGACGAGCAGUCGUCGGAUCUAAAGAUCGGCGAAACGUGUCUUGUUCGGAGGACAAAUGAUACGUGGCAUAAUGCAGAGAUUGUGCAGACUCGUAGUAACGAGAUGGAGGGGGGUCGCCGAGAGUUUUACGUCCACUACAAAGGCUUGAAUCGCCGCAUGGAUGAAUGGAUCGGCACGGAGAAACUCAACAUUGUACAGGAGCCGUCGGAGACCAAGGCUGGGGAAUCGGCCGUCAUCUUUGAUGACCAGCCCGACAGGAAGAUCACUCGUAACCAGAAGAGAAAGCAUGAUGAGAUCAAUCACGUCCAAAAGAGUUACGCUGAGAUGGAUCCUACCACUGCAGCAUUGGAGAGAGAACAUGAAGCAAUCACCAAAGUGAAGUAUGUGGAUCGGGUGCAGAUUGGCCGAUACGAGAUUGAUUCCUGGUACUUCUCUCCGUUCCCCGAGGACUACGGCAAACAGCCCCGGCUGUGGAUCUGUGAAUACUGCCUCAAGUACAUGAAAUUUGAGAAGACAUUUAGAAGACACUUGGGUGAAUGCAUAAGGAGACAACCACCGGGGCGGGAAAUCUACAGAAAGGGAACCAUCUCAGUCUAUGAGGUAGACGGCAGAGAUCAUAAGAUCUACUGCCAGAAUAUGUGUCUGCUCGCCAAGCUCUUCCUGGACCACAAGACGUUGUACUUUGACGUAGAGCCAUUUCUCUUCUAUGUCCUGACCGAGGUGGAUCGACAGGGUGCUCAUCUGGUGGGCUAUUUCUCAAAAGAGAAGGAAUCUCCAGACGGUAACAACGUGGCAUGCAUCCUGACCCUUCCGCCAUUCCAGAGAAAAGGUUACGGCAAGUUCCUGAUCGCAUUCAGCUACGAGUUGUCCAAGUAUGAAGGCACCGUAGGAUCGCCAGAGAAGCCCCUCUCGGACCUGGGCAAGCUGAGCUAUCGCAGCUACUGGUCCUGGGUCCUGCUGGAGAUACUGCGGGACUUCAAAGGAACUCUCUCCAUUCGAGAUCUCAGCAACAUGACGAGCAUUGCACAGAACGACAUCAUCACGACGCUGCAAUCCCUCAACAUGGUCAAGUACUGGAAGGGCCAGCACGUCAUCUGCGUCACGCCCAAACUCGUGGAGGAGCACCUGAAGAGCGCGCAGUACAAGCGCCCUCGCCUGACCAUCGACACCUCAAGCUUGAGGUGGGCCCCGCCGCGGAAAGCCAACAACAAAAUCGUCAAGACCAAGAAGUGACGCGGUGACGGGAAAAAAGGCGAGCGUGUAAAUAAUCUCCAAGCUUGUAUUAAAAGCUAGUGUAGCAUGUUGCGCGGCUCAAAAUAAGUGUCCAAGCUUGUUUGCAUAAGAGGAUUAUUCCACUUUACAAAAAAAAUAACAUUGACAAUGUUUCUUGGCGGCGCAAAAGAUGAGCGUGAACAUCCAGGAAUUUUCGACAUUGGCUUGUCUAGCUCCCAGACUUAUGUUCUUGACACUCAAUGGUUCUUGAGUCUGGAGUGCUGAAUGGUAAGACGAAGCAACCAGUGGAAACUGGUGUGCAAAUUCAUAGCUGUUUUCAUCAGCUGAUGUAAUCACACCCACCUAUAAGAUGUGCCAUCAUGCUAACUUUCGGCUAGUUUCGCAUCAACCCUAACUCCCUAGGCAUUUUCGCUAAGAUGUAACCUCCAUCCUGCAAAAUCCUCCAACUGCCUCCAUGUA